UUGCUGAAACUGAGUGUGAAUCUAUGCAAACACUCCCCAAGUCAGGGACCUCAGAUUUAGGAUGAAGAGCCUUCCAUUUUUGCUAUUGUCUGUUGCACUUUCUUAUGGAUUCCCCAUAUUCCCAGAAAAAAGGACUGAAGAGCAAAAUAUGCAGCUUGCACAGAUGGCAUCCACCAGGAGAAAACUGUGCAUUGUAGCUGCUGCUGUUGCUGACAUAGGUAGCAACGAAACCAAAGUGAAAGAAUAUCUAGAUCAGUUUUAUGAGCAAGGAAAUGAUCCGAAGCAGCAAGCUUGGAAAAGCAGUAAUUCAUUGGAGGACAAAAUCAAGCAAAUGCAAGCAUUUUUUGAGCUGAAUGUAACUGGGGAGAUAGAUGCUGCCACACUGCAAGUUAUGCAGCAACCCAGAUGUGGAGUACCUGAUAUCGGACAGUUUGUCUUGGCUCUCCCUGGAUGGCAAAAAACCAAACUUACAUACAGGAUUGUGAAUUACACACCUGAUAUGAAACAAGCUGACGUGGACGCAGCGAUCCAAAAGGCAUGCGAAGUCUGGAGUAGCGUGACUCCUCUGACUUUCCGCAGAGUUUAUCAAGGAAAAGCAGACAUAACUAUUGUGUUUACAUCAGGAGUACAUGGCCGCUGUCCUCGACAAUUUGAUGGCCCCCUAGGAGUCCUUGGACAUGCUUUCCCCCCCAGUCAUUUCCUCCGUGGAAGUGUCCACUUGGAUGAAGAUGAAACUUGGUCUGCGGGUUUGGUUGGAUUCAACUUGUAUCUUGUUGCUACUCAUGAGAUCGGCCAUGCCCUUGGUCUUGCACAUUCUGCGGACCCAGAAGCACUGAUGUACCCAAAUUAUAAACCCAUUGAUCCCAAUGAGUUCCCCCUCUCACAAGAUGACAUUACUGGCAUUCAGACCAUCUAUGGACCAUCACAUGAUCCAUCAAAAAAGCCAACAAAACCAAAAGAGCCUAAAGCCUGUGACCCUAAGAUAUCAUUUGAUGCUGUCACUACACUACGAGGAGAAACCAUAUUCAUCAAGGACAGGCACCUCUGGAGAGUAUACCGUAGUAGCCCAGAGGUUGACCUCGAAUUAAUUUUAGCGUUUUGGCCUUUUCUACCAUCUGGCAUCCAAGCAGCCUAUGAAAAUAUGAAGAAUCAAGUACUCUUUUUCAAAGAUAAUCUCUUCUGGAUGACUAGUGACUUUCGGCUUCAGCCUGGCUACCCCCAAACCAUUGACAACUUUGGCUUUCCGCCGAAUGUGAAGAAGAUUGAUGCUGCAGGUUUUGAUCAAAAUACUGGGAAAACAUUUUUCUUCGUUGGUGACCAGUACUGGAGGUAUGAUGAAAAUAGCCAAUCCAUGGAUAAGAACUAUCCAAGAAAAGUAAGAGAAGAUUUUCCUGGAAUUGGCAAGAAGGUUGAUGCUGUUUUUCAGCGUAAUGGAUUCUUCUACUUUUUCCAUGGGUCCAAGCAAUGGGAGUUUGACUGGAAUGCUAAAAAAGUGACUCGUGUAAUGAAGAGCAACAGCUGGUUUAACUGUUAGGAUUCAACGAAUCGCAUUCCUGUCCGGAAGAAAAACAGUCUAUUUCUAUUAGAGCAGGCAGAGCUAUGCAAUCCAGUGCGUUGUCACUGCAGGACAAAACGCUUUCUUUUAAAAGGUCUGAAUUUAAUUAGUGGAGAGCUGGUAGGCUACAAGGCUGGGCUGUGAAUGAGGACUUCCCACAUUUGAGUCUUGCCUGUGCUGAGAACUGACUAGGCGGCCUUAGGCAAGCUUUUCAGGCCCAAUUCACACGUGAUGUUCAAUGAAGGUUCAAUCUGUGCUCCAGGGUGUAGUAAGUUUGGAGGCAGGCCUGGGUCAAGAUUUGAGGAUAGUCAGGGGGCAGUGGCCCUCCACCCACCCACUUCCCUUCUUUCCUCUUCAUUUUGCCAGCUCCCUACCCACCCGUCUCCUUCGCCGCCAGCCACCCAACCAGCAACCUUUGCCACCACUGCCCAACUGGUCACUCUCACUGCAGCCAUGCCAGCAGGGCCUGAUGACUUUGCCCAGUCAGCGGGGCUCCAGAUGCCAGUGAGAACAGGCCUCCCUUAAAGGAACUGCCUGGUCUUUCUGGAAUGGGAUCGCCACAGCAUAAUGGCUCCAAAAUGUUGCGCAUCAUGUCAGCCCCUCUGUAUAGACAUCUGUAUGCACAAACAGCAUAAUCUCUGAAUAGGAUUUGUCUGCCAUUUGGGGAUAAAAAUAUUUACUUUCCUUACACAGGUUUGUUGUAACGAUCACUUCACUAUAAUGAAUCUGAAAUGCUUUCUACACUCAAAAAUUGCUAAGCAAAUGGUAAUUAUUAUUUGUUGGUUAUAUACGCACACAUAUAUACAUACGUUGCCAGGACAAUGUAUGGUUUUCAGUAUCUUUUCAUAACAGCACUCAUGUUUCUAGAGAUCUAAUGUUCUGCAAUCUGAACGGGCUUUAAAGAAGAUUUGCAAUAAAACCUC
Hemicordylus capensis (graceful crag lizard) is the source of this 2478-nucleotide messenger RNA. Its product is annotated as matrix metalloproteinase-27-like. The transcript has 11 exons. NCBI's taxonomy places the organism in Eukaryota, Metazoa, Chordata, Lepidosauria, Squamata, Cordylidae. Gene Ontology annotation, biological process: proteolysis; extracellular matrix organization; collagen catabolic process. The record is from RefSeq and is a predicted model, not a curated record. The coding region runs from base 62 to 1534 and encodes 490 amino acids. Gene Ontology annotation, molecular function: metalloendopeptidase activity; zinc ion binding. Gene Ontology annotation, cellular component: extracellular matrix.